This is a messenger RNA of Oncorhynchus nerka (sockeye salmon), 10489 nucleotides long. RefSeq names its product neuron navigator 2-like. The record is from RefSeq and is a predicted model, not a curated record. Bases 353 to 7360 code for a protein of 2335 amino acids. NCBI's taxonomy places the organism in Eukaryota, Metazoa, Chordata, Actinopteri, Salmoniformes, Salmonidae. The transcript is spliced from 37 exons. Gene Ontology annotation, biological process: neurogenesis; nervous system development. Gene Ontology annotation, molecular function: ATP hydrolysis activity; protein binding.
CAUCGCUGUGGAUGGUUCCAGAACCUCGUUAAAACCCAGAGAAGGAUGUGACUUGGCAGCCUGUCAGAGGGAGUUGUUCUCAUCGAAAGGUUUACUUUUAGACUGUGUGUGUGAGUGUGUGUGGGUGUGUGUGUUUGUGAGUGCCACAUAGAGCCUUCUGUUGUACAUGUGUGUAUACAGGCUGACCUACCCCAGCUGUGGAACCUCUGUGUGAGCGUAAGCCUGCAUUUUGGCCAACCUUCUUAGACAAUUGCAAAGAGAGAGAGAGAGAUUCUGAGUGCUUGCAUGUGUGUGUGUGAGUAUGUGAGUGUUGAGUGGUUUCUGAGACGUGCUCUGAAAGCAAGAGCGGAAAAUGCCGGCCAUUCUGGUCGCCUCUAAGAUGAAGUCGGGACUGCCCAAACCGGUGCACAGCGCCCUGCCCAUUCCUCAGCUACAAAACAAUGCCAGGUCCAGGACCUCCAUCACUCACAGGGCCAGCCACCUCAGACACAGCACCCUGAAAGCCCCUCACCAGCAGGGAGAAUGCCGGGGAGAGGAAACGACCACCCCCACUAAAAGGCUCUCAACCACAGGGAGUGACGACCAAGAGGACCCUCAGAUUUACACGGACUGGGCCAACCAUUACCUGGUGAAGUCGGGCCGUCAGCGACUGAUCAAGGACUUGCAGCAGGACGUGACAGAUGGAGUGCUACUGGCUGAGAUCAUACAGGUUGUGGCGAAUGAGAAGAUAGAAGACAUCAAUGGCUACCCUAAGAGCCGGACUCAGAUGAUUGAGAACAUUGAUACCUGCCUUGGAUUCCUGGCAGCCAGAGGGGUGAACAUCCAGGGGCUCUGUGCAGAGGAGAUUCGUAAUGGGAACCUGAAGACCAUUCUGGGUCUGUUCUUCAGCUUGUCCCGCUACAAGCAACAGCAGCAGAAGGUGUUGAAACAGCAGGCCUCUCAUCAGCCAAAGCACAGCUCCCAGCCUGGACAUACUCCCCAUAGAUCACCAGCCCCCUCUCACACCCACAGCUCCACUGCAUCAGAACACAAAGCAGCAUCAGAUAUGCUGUCCAGUCUAUCAACCAAGGCUUCAACCACUCAGAGUAAAGGGCUAAAGCUCUCUGUGGCUCAGAGAAAGUCUUCUAGACUGCCAGGCCCCACCACGCGAGUCUCAGCCCCAGGCAGCGAGGGGAAGCUUCGCGGGGCCUCCAACAGCAACCGCCGCAGCCAGAGCUUCAACCACCAUGACAUGCCCAAGUCCUCCAGCAGUGACAGAGAGAGAAGCACCGCGGCCUCUCCCAUCAUGACUGAGCACGGUCUGUCUCCAGAGCCCAUCAAUGGCUGCUCUUCCUCCUCCAACCCCCAGCCCAAUGCAGGCAACAGCAGCAAGCCCUGGAGGAGUAAGUCCCUGAACACCAAGCACAGCACCACCUCCUCCAUGCUGUCCGUCAAACAGGACCCUCCCACCAGGCAGCCCGCGGCCACACCCCUAGCAGUCAUCGCCCAGAAGUCCAUGCUGGAGAAAUUCAAGCUUUUCAACAGCAAAGGAGGUUCCAAGGCAACUGGAGUCCUGACUGACAGGCCGACAGGGCAGGAGACGGAGUCGAUGGAGUCGCGUCCCACCAGCAGUGACCACCUAGAGGAGGCAGAGGGGAACUCCCGGCCCCCCAGUGUCAUGGCGACCAGCCCCAAGCUUGCCCUGAAGGGCAUUGCCCAGCGCACCUUCAGCAGGGCCCUCACCCCCCAGAAGAGCUCUCUGAAGACUGGGGAGAAGGAGAAGGCCAGGCCCAAGGAGAGGGACAAGGCCUGGGAGGGAGGCUCCAAGCGGGGGUUCAUCACAGAGCAGGAUGAGCCCAGGGAUGACACCAGGCAGGAGGGAGUAGGUUCAGACUCAGCAGAGCCCAAGAGGAACACUAAGAGUACCAGCCUCAUCCCAAAAGGAGGCAAGGCUGGCAGUGGCAAAAAGGAGGUUUCAGCCCCAGCAGCACACAGCGGAAUACAAAAGCCAGGGUUCAAGGCAGGGAAGACCUCGGGGGUGCCCUCUUCUGGUCGAGAUGGAGACAGGCCCAGCAGUUUGAGGGCCGGUGGGGGUGGUGGCCACUCGGUGCACAAGUGCCAGCUGGACAGCAGAAGCUCCAGCUCCUGCUCCAGCCUGGCCUCCUCUGAAGGGAGGUCUCACCAUCAACACCACCAUACCAACGGAGCUCCCCCAGUGGCCACUACAGCCAGCAACACCAUCAGUGUCCAGCUACCUCAUCCUCAGCAGCAAUACAAUCACCCCAACACUGCCACUGUUGCACCAUUCAUGUACAGGUCUCAGCCUGAUGUGACUGGAGCAGACAUGAUGAUGGAGGCAGUGGGGUCACUUGAAGGUCACAGAGAGACUGCAGCCAUCAGCAAGUCAGCAGACAACUCCCAGGAGGACCUCACAGGUGAAGACCCUGAGGCCAGGCGGUUGCGGACGGUGAAGGACAUUGCUGAUCUGAGGCAGAACCUGGAGGAGACCAUGUCCAGCCUGAGGGGAACACAGAUUAGCCACAGCACCCUAGAGACCACCUUCGACAGCAGUGUCACCACCGAGAUCAGCGGGAGAGGCAUGCUCAACCUGUCCCCCCGCCCCAACCCAGCGCUGCCCUGGCGACUGUGCCCCUCCAGCCCACGUCUGCAGGCAGGCGACGCCCCCUCUGUGGGAAAUGGGUACGCAGUGGUGAUGCGGGGCAGCUCCAGUGGCAUGGUGAGCCCAGAGGAUGGGCGCUACCUCCGCAGCAGGCAGACACCAGGACAGGAGAGUAACACUGUGUGUGACCUGUCAGACAAGAUGGAAGAGCUGGAGGGCGUUGCCAUAGAGACCACAGGGUACAUGAGCGAUGGGGACGUGUUAGGGAAGAACAUCCACAUGGACAAAGUCACCAGUGGCUACAUGACGGACGGUGGGGUGGGCAUGUACACACGCCGCCUCAACCGCCUGCCGGAUGGCAUGGCUGUGGUCCGAGAGACACUCCAUCGUAACAGUUCCAAGGGCCAAGGGGACGCCACCGACAGUUGGGACGACAGCAGCUCGGUGAGCAGUGGGGUCAGUGACACUAUCGACACAGAUGACAUCAACACCAGUUCCUCAGUCAGCUCCUACGUCAACACUCCGUCCGUCUCCUGCAAGGACAUAGAGGGACAGCUCCAGACAGACGCAGAGAAGCACCUGGCCAUCGAGCAGAACUCUGUGUGGUCCGGCAGCGACGAAGUUAAGAGGUCAGACGGUGUCUCGGACAACGGGGUCAAAAUGGAGUCGGGCUCCAAGUAUUGCCGCCACCCCUCAGACAUGUCGGACGAGUCGGACAGGAGCUUCUCGGGCCGCAAUACGCCCUCCGUGGCCCACACAGGUUCCUGGAGGCGGGGAAUGAGCGCCCAGAUGGGCGUAACCUCCCCCAGGACCAAGGCCCCCAUCACGCCAGGCUGUGCAACUCUGAAGACCCAUGUUACAGGUAAAACGGACGACGCCAAGGUGUCUGAGAAAGGCCAACAUUAUCUCUCUCCCCGGGCCAAGUGUAGCAUGCAGCGCUCCCCAUCAGACACGGGCCGCAGCAGUGGAGACGAGGCCAAGAAGCCCCCCUCCUCCUCCAGCUCCAGCCGCACCCCCACCACCAACACCUUUGGAUUUAAGAAGCAUGUAGGAGGAGGUAUGACCAUGGUGACAGCCAGCGGAGUGACCAUCACCAGUGGCUCAGCCACCCUGGGAAAGAUCCCCAAGUCAGUGCAGCUCCACGGGGGUCGGGGUCUUGGUCGCCAGGCCAGUGUGGAUGAUGGCUACCUACCUGUGAGCUCACACUCCACCCUGCAGUACCGCAGCCUACCCCGGCCCAGCAGAGCCUCUGGUGGGGGACGCAGCACAAGCCGCUCGUCCAGCACCAGCAUCGACUCCAAUCUCAGCAGCAAGUCCAACACGCUCCAUGGCCCCAAAAGCCGCAGCCAAGUCCCCAAACCCAGCGCUGGUGGCACCCCCCUUCCUGGCUCUGGAGCCAACCAGACAGACCGGGAGAAGGGGGUGUCCUCUGAAGCCAGUCCCACAGCCCCGGGAGCCAGGCAACCAGGGGGAAAGUACCCAGACGUCUCCUCCCCUACCAUGCGCAGACUGUUCGGAGGCAAGCAGGGCAAGCAGCAUGCCCCAGUCACCACCGCAGAGAACAUGAACAACUCCACUGUCAUCUCCAACCUCCACGCCAACUCUGGCCAGCAGGGCGGCGCUCUGGACUCCCCCUCAGCCAGUAGCGGGGGCAGUAGCCCUCUUUAUGGGGGUGGAGGUCGUCUGGGUGUGGAGGCACACUCCCUGUCCCCCCUGGCCUCCAGUCCCAGUUCGGCCCUGUCCACCCCCUCCCACAGCCUGGCCUGGAACAGCACCCUGAGCAGGGACACUCUGAGCCCCGGCUACCCCUCCCUCAGCAGCCUUGCCACCAGCAGCGAGUCCAUCGACCUGUCUCUGGGCAGCGGAGGCCACGGACACCACGGCCCUGGUCACGACACACUGCCAGCCUGCGUCAGGAACAACGGCAUCAAAACUGGCUUCUCAGACAGGUACGGCCACCUGCCCCAGCUACGUAGUCAUGACGACCACCGAGAUUGGCUGCGUUCCCACUCUGCAGGAGGUCUUCAGGAGUCUGCCGCCAGCUCACCCUUCUACCCCACCUCCAGCCUCACCUCGCCCUCCGGAGCCCGCUUCAACUUCUCCCAGCUUGCAGGCAGCCCUACCACGGUGGCACAGAUCAACCUGGCAAACCUCCGCAGCGGCCUGGCCAAUCAGGAUGGUUCGUAUGACCCAUACAGUGACCCCCGUCUGAGGAACUCAUCCAUGUCUCUAGAGGAGAAGAGUCGCACCAUGACCAGCUCUGGGUCCUUCAGAGAAAGCCUGGAGGAGGUCCACGCCUCCUCUGUGUCUCUGGUGUCCAGCACUUCGUCUGUCUACUCCACGCCUGAGGAGAAAGCUCAGUCAGAGAUUCGUAAGCUGCGGAGAGAACUGGACGCCUCCCAAGAGAAGGUGUCUGCUCUGACCACUCAAAUGAGUGCUAAUGCUCACCUGGUAGCAGCAUUUGAGCAGAGCUUGGGGAACAUGACCAUCCGACUCCAGGGACUUACCACCACGGCUGAGCAGAAGGACUCUGAGCUAAACGAGCUGAGGAAGACCAUAGAACACCUGAAGAAGCAGAAUACCCCAGUCCAGGCAGCCAUCAACGGUGACAUCAAUCUCCCAGAGACCUCCUGCAACGGUGAUAGGUCAGCUUCAGCCAAUGAGAGCUCCCAGUCUCACCUGGACCUGCGUAUCCACAGACAGCACUCAUCUGACAGUGUGUCCAGCAACACAAGCGCCACCAGCCACUCCAGUGUGGGCAGCAACCAGGAGCUGGACUCCAAGAAGAAGAAGAACUGGCUGCGGAGCUCCUUCAAGCAGGCAUUUGGGAAGAAGAAGUCGCCCAAGUCUGCGUCCUCCCACUCAGACAUUGAGGAGAUGACCGACUGUUCCUUGCCCUCCUCCCCCAAGCUAACAGCAUAUAACUGCUCCACCACCUCUACACCCAUGCUCCAGAACUCCCACUCCAACUCUUUGAUCUCAGAGUACACAGACAGCGAGGCGGAGAAGGUGAUGGGGCUCCGCAGUGAGCUCCGAGACAAGGAGAUGAAGCUGACUGACAUACGCCUGGAGGCCCUCAGCUCCGCCCACCAGCUGGACCAGCUCAGGGAGUCCAUGAACCGCAUGCAGGGCGAGAUAGAGAGGCUGAAGACCGAGAACGACUGUCUGAAGAUGGAGAGUCAGGGCAGCUGCAGCAGAGCAGCCUCACAGGCCUUAGUGGCCUCACCCUCAGCGGGCCAGUCAAAGCACGGCCUCGCCCUAACAGAGUCCACCAGCCUCGACAUGCUGUUGGAGGACAGCGGGGACGGUAGCUCACGGAAAGAAGGACAACACGUUAAGGUGGUCGUAACUCUGGAUGAGGACACCAAGUGGAAAGAGGACCGUAGACCUUGUCAUUUCCUGAUUGGUUGCAUUGGUGUCAGUGGGAAAACUAAGUGGGAUGUGCUUGAUGGGGUGGUCAGACGUCUCUUCAAGGAGUACAUCAUCCAUGUGGACCCAGUCAGCCAGCUGGGUCUAAACUCAGACUGUGUCCUGGGCUAUAGCAUCGGGGACAUCCAUCGCACCAGUGGGGCUGACACCCCUGAACUCCUGCCCUGUGGAUACCUUGUUGGAGAUAGUGACACCAUCUCUGUCUACCUCAAAGGUGUGUGUGAGCACAGCCAGGACAGCCUGGUAUUCGAGACACUGAUUCCCAAGCCCCUGCUGCAGCGCUACGUGUCCCAGCUGCAUGACCACGGCAGGAUCAUCCUGUCUGGCCCCAGCGGCACUGGAAAGAGCUUCCUGGCCAGCCGGUUGGCCAAACACAUGGUGCUGAGGGAGAGGAGAGAGGUCACCGAUGGGACCAUUGCCACGUUCAACGUCGACCACAAGUCAAGGAAGGAGCUGUGUCAGUACCUGUCUAACCUGGCUGACAAGUGUAAUAGUAUGAGUCAUGGGGUGAACAUGCCCCUGGUGGUCAUACUGGACAACCUGCACCGCAGCAGCUCCCUGGGAGAGGUCUUCAAUGGCCUGCUCAGCUGCAAGCACCACCGCUGGCCUUAUAUCAUUGGAACAAUGAAUCAGGCUACAUCGACCACUCCCAACCUCCAGCUUCAUCAUAACUUCAAGUGGGUGCUGUGUGCCAACCAUACUGAGCCAGUGAAGGGCUUCCUGGGUCGGUUCCUGAGGAGGAGGCUGAUGGAGACAGAGAUCAGCAGCCGACAGCGUAAUGCUGAGCUGGUGAGGAUCAUCGAGUGGAUCCCUACUGUCUGGCAUCACCUCAACCGGUUCCUGGAGUCCCACAGCUCCUCGGACGUCACCAUCGGGCCCCGCCUCUUCCUGUCCUGCCCCAUGGAUGUGGAGGGAUCCAGAGUGUGGUUCACAGAUCUGUGGAACUAUUCCAUCAUUCCCUACAUGCUGGAGGCUGUCCGAGAGGGGCUGCAGCUGUAUGGGAGGAGAGCUGCAUGGGAGGAUCCAGCACAGUGGGUGGUGGAGAGCUAUCCCUGGGCAGCCAGCCCCCUGCAGCACGAAUGGACCCAGCUGCUGAAGCUCCGGGCAGUGGACGUGGGAUUCGAUGGAUACUCCAUCUCCAAAGACGGCUGUCCCAGCAAGCAGCUUCCCCAGGGAGACACUAACGGAGACCCCCUGAUGAACAUGCUGAUGAAGCUAAAGGAAGCGGCCCACUGCUCCGCCAGCACUCAGAGCUACGACAGUGACUCCAACAGCAACCAGGAUCACCAUGACAACACCGUGCUGGACUUAUCACUGGAGUGCACACUAUGAGUCUCACUGGGGCAGAUAAUACUCACUGUGGCUGGGACACAUCCUAACUUGAGAUACCUUUGUGUUAAUCAUCCAUUGACAUCAAUGGGAGACUGAUAUGAGGUUAUGUAUUUGAAGUUAGAAUUUGGACUUCUGUAAUUUCAUAUCUUUAGGCAGACAUAUUGCAUAAUAGCUGGAACUCACUACUUUCCAAAAAGGGUUCUUCAAAGGGUUCUCCUAUGGGAAGCCGAAGAACCCUUUUAGGUUCUAGAUAGCACCUUUUAUUCUAAGAGUGUAGGCCUUACAGGGCUAUUAAAUUCCGGUCCUGAAGGGAUGAAAUACUUCUGUUUUUUCAUCCUCUCCUUCUACUUCAGAUCUGGAAACCACUUGAAUACAAUUAACUACCAGAUAGAAACAAAAAAACUGAAAUGUUUCUCCCCUCCAGGGCUGGAAUUGAAUAGCCUUGGGCCAUACUGGGUGCUGGUAACCCAAGAUAAAAAUCCCAGUCAAAGUUCAAUAACCUGAAUAAUUUCAACUCAGUACUCUACUAUUUUCAAUGUUUAUUAGGAGUCUGUUUACAAUCACAGGCAAAGACAGUCAACCAUAUAAAUAAAUGACAAAUCUUAUGAGACGUCAAACCUGUUGCCUUGACUGUGACCUAACCUAGGCUAUAGCUCAUGAGAUGUCAAACCGGUUGCCUUGACUGUGACCUAACCUAGGCUAUAGCUCAUGAGACGUCAAACCGGUUGCCUUGACUGUGACCUAACCUAGGCUAUAGCUCAUGAGAUGUCAAACCGGUUGCCUUGACUGUGACCUAACCUAGGCUAUAGCUCAUGAGAUGUCAAACCGGUUGCCUUGACUGUGACCUAACCUAGGCUAUAGCUCAUGAGACGUCAAACCUGUUGCCUUGACUGUGACCUAACCUAGGCUAUAGCUCAUGAGAUGUCAAACCGGUUGCCUUGACUGUGACCUAACCUAGGCUAUAGCUUAUCAGAUGUCAAACCUGUUGCCUUGACUGUGACCUAACCUAGGCUAUAGCUCAUGAGAUGUCAAACCGGUUGCCUUGACUGUGACCUAACCUAGGCUAUAGCUUAUCAGAUGUCAAACCGGUUGCCUUGACUGUGACCUAACCUAGCCUAUAGCUUAUUAUAUGUCAAACCGGUUGCCUUGACUGUGACCUAACCUAGGCUAUAGCUUAUGUGGUCCAAACUGAGUAGCAAUAACUGGAUAUACAUUCACUCAGCUGCAUAGAGCUUUUUUUUAUUUAUUUUUUAUUUCACCUUUAUUUAACCAGGUAGGCUAGUUGAGAACAAGUUCUCAUUUACAAUUGCGACCUGGCCAAGAUAAAGCAAAGCAGUUUGACACAUACAACAACACAGAGUUACACAUGGAGUAAAACAAACAUACAGUCAAUAAUACAGUAGAAAAAUAAGUCUAUAUACAAUGUGAGCAAGUGAGGUGAGAUAAGGGAGGUAAAGGCAAAAAAAGGCCAUGGUGGCGAAGUAAAUACAAUAUAGCAAGUAAAACACUGGAAUGGUUGAUUUGCAGUGGAAGAAUUUGCAAAGUAGAGAUAGAAAUAAUGGGGUGCAAAGGAGCAAAAUAAAUACAGUAGGGGGAGAGGUAGUUGUUUGGGCUAAAUUAUAAAUGAGCUAUGUACAGGUGCAGUAAUCUGUGAGCUGCUCUGACAUCUGGUGCUUAAAGCUAGUGAGGGAGAUAAGUGUUUCCAGUUUCAGAGAUUUUUGUAGUUUGUUCCAGUCAUUGGCAGCAGAGAACUGUAAGGAGAGGCGGCCAAAGGAAGAAUUGGUUUUGGGGGUGACCAGAGAGAUAUACCUGCUGGAGCGCGCGCUACAGGUGGGUGCUGCUAUGGUGACCAGCGAGCUGAGAUAAGGGGGACUUUACCUAGCAGCUUGACCUGUGUGCAUUUUCUUAGUGGAGAGGCACACACCAUGGUGGACAUAUUUGUUAUGCUUAACUUUCAAAUGAUGCCUUGCUACUUUUAUAACAACGGUGGUAACACGCAUGCCUUUAAUGAACAUGAUUUCUAUAGAGGCUGUGCAGAGUUUAGGUGCUGGCUGCUAGCUUGUUCAGACUUUGAUGAAAACACAUCCUUUCUGUGCACCUAGCGGGUAGCAAAAAGGUCUAGGCUUUGUUCGGGAUUUUUUUAAAUCAGUGAUGCUUAUAGGGUUUUUUGGUGCUCUGCUUGGGAAAAUGUGAAUUUAUUGACAGAAUUUUUAAAAUAUAUAUUACCUCAUGAGUGUUUCAAACAGUAUCCCAACCGUGCUUGUUUGUCUUUUAUUCAGCUCAAAACGGAGCGCAAUCCCUGCAUGAAAUGUUUCAACCCAGUGUUUCUCUUAUAGAGGCACUUUGGACAUGUAGACCCACAUCUGAAAGGUCCCAGUCUAGAAAGGAAUCAGAGCGACUGCAUGGCUUUGAGACAGAGGCUGGCGUGUCUAGUCAUUCAAUCUGGAGAAUUAGCACCAGGACCAUUUGCAUCAAGUGUUAAUGGGAUCCCCAGUGUUGCUGUAUUGGAGUGACUAGAAUUGAUUCCCUAAUAAGAUGGAGUUUUUUCUGAGUGGCUUAUGCUACUACGAGGCACCACUUUGGUUGCUCCCCCUCACAAGGUCCCCAUUAUCUGCCAGUGUUGUUGCUGUUCAUCCUCUGAGUGUUCUUAGAAACAAAUGCUAUGCAAAUUUCAUUUGGAAUUUUUGACUAAAGCCAAAACAAAAAUUCACUUCCAUUUUUACAUAUUGUCAAAAGUUGUAUUGUAAGUACAUUGAUCUGUGAAUAUUUUUGUGAGGUUUGUAUUUUCACUACCAUAUCUUACUGGAUUGUAAAGGGUGAUGCAAGCACAAAUAGAAAAGGUUUGUUUUUCUUCUCUUGGUCCCACAAAGUUUGGAUGUUGGAAUGUUGUGAAAAAGGUGUGCUAUUGAAUCUAGUUGUUAAUAAUGUUUAAUAAUUAUUUGAUAUGUGCAUUUUGCUUACGUAAAAAAAAAUGUAAAUAUUUUAUCUGAAUCCCACGUUUUGAAAUCUUGUACAGAAAUAGAGAGUAGUCAUUUGUGUACAGUUUGGUUUAUAGAUUGUAUGUUGUUAAUAUGUUGUCAAUAAUUUAUGUGAAAUAUUAUGAGACUGAGAAUAAAUCUGGUCACGAUA